This is a messenger RNA of Suricata suricatta (meerkat), 1115 nucleotides long. RefSeq names its product SEC11 homolog A, signal peptidase complex subunit (gene SEC11A). Gene Ontology annotation, molecular function: serine-type endopeptidase activity. The record is from RefSeq and is a predicted model, not a curated record. Gene Ontology annotation, cellular component: membrane; signal peptidase complex. The transcript is spliced from 6 exons. Bases 108 to 647 code for a protein of 179 amino acids. Lineage: Eukaryota; Metazoa; Chordata; Mammalia; Carnivora; Herpestidae.
CCGCGAGGUCCUGUCCUGUGCGAGCCCGGCCGGUGUGCCAGCCGUUCCGCCCGCCGGUCCCAUCGCGCCCUCUCCGCUGCCCGUGUCCCUGCCUCGCCGGCCUCGCCAUGCUGUCUCUAGAUUUUUUGGACGAUGUGCGGCGAAUGAACAAGAGGCAGCUGUACUAUCAAGUCCUCAAUUUUGGAAUGAUAGUCUCCUCGGCGCUAAUGAUCUGGAAGGGGCUGAUGGUCAUAACCGGAAGUGAAAGUCCAAUCGUGGUGGUGCUCAGUGGCAGCAUGGAGCCUGCAUUUCAUAGAGGAGAUCUUCUCUUUUUAACAAAUCGCGUUGAAGAUCCCAUUCGAGUGGGAGAAAUUGUUGUUUUUAGGAUAGAAGGAAGAGAGAUUCCUAUAGUUCACCGAGUCUUGAAGAUUCAUGAAAAGCAAAAUGGACACAUCAAGUUUUUGACCAAAGGAGAUAAUAAUGCGGUUGAUGACCGAGGCCUCUACAAACAAGGACAACACUGGCUGGAGAAGAAAGAUGUCGUGGGGAGAGCAAGGGGAUUUGUUCCUUAUAUCGGGAUUGUGACGAUCCUCAUGAAUGACUACCCCAAAUUUAAGUAUGCAGUGCUCUUUCUGCUGGGUUUAUUUGUGCUGGUCCAUCGUGAGUAGGAAGUUCGCCUUGGUGUUCCUGGAAGAGGCCCUACUGCUCGUUACUGAAUGUUUGGAAUCGAUACUGGUCUGUGGCUGGCGGAGUGGGGACGCUCCUGGCGGCGCUUCUCGGGAGCAAUGGUCUGCAUUAGCUUCUGUUUCCACGCCAGGGCGUGUGGGCGGGCGCACGGGCACCGCGGCGCGCACUCGAGGGGACUCGGUCACAGGAUUUCAUAUGUUGUCAUUGUCACACUUUCACAUUUUUGUACAUCAGUGAAUUUUUUAUAUUAAAAGGUUGAGCCAAAGCCCCCAGUGUUUGUAUCUUGAAGCCAAGCUUCACUUCUAAAGUGCCUCCAGAGUUCUGCACGUGAGAAUGCGCUCUGCACGGGUCGGAACCGCCACUCCUCCCCAGGAGCGGGAAUGGCGUGUGCUGAGGUGGUCGGAAGUCUUAACUUUUCAAAUUUUAAAUAAAAGACUUUGCAUAUCGAA